Molecule: messenger RNA, 1056 nt
Organism: Geodia barretti
Lineage: Eukaryota; Metazoa; Porifera; Demospongiae; Tetractinellida; Geodiidae
Source: the annotation of a GenBank genome assembly
AUGACCACGAUUACCGAAGUUCCAAUGUUGCCCCCACCGGGCGAAACCCGCGUGAUUCAAACGCGUGAAGCCAUCAACGAAGCGCUGAUCCAGGAAAUGCGCCGCGACGAAACCGUCAUAAUCAUGGGCGAAGAGAUCGCCGGCGGCGCCGGUCGCGAACAUCUGGGCAUCGUCGAUGCCUGGGGCGGCGCGUUUCGAACCACCAGAGGACUGAUCCAGGAAUUUGGCAACGAACGCGUAUUGGACACGCCGUUAUCGGAGGCUGCCUUCGUCGGCACCGCCAUCGGCGCCGCGUCCACCGGGAUGCGGGCGGUGGCCGAGCUGAUGUUCGUCGACUUCAUCGGCGUGUGCAUGGACCAACUGUUGAACAAUGCCGCCAAGAUGCGCUAUAUGUUCGGCGGACAGGUCAAGGUACCGUUCGUGAUGCUGACCCGCAUCGGCGCCGGUUUCGGGAGCGCGGCCCAGCACUCCGAGUCGUUUUAUUCGCUGUUCAGCCACAUCCCCGGUCUCAAGGGCGUUUGUCCCUCCGACGCUUAUACCGCCAAGGGAUUGCUGAUAUCCGCCAUUCGCGACGACGACCCGGUUAUCUUCUUUGAACACAAGGGACUGUACGGAGAUACGUGCCCGGUGCCCGAGGAGUCCUAUGCGAUUCCACUGGGUAAAGCGCGCACGGUUCGCCCAGGCACCGACGUUACGCUGGUGGGCAUCAGCAAGAUGACCUGGGUGGCGGUGGAAGCCGCCGAGGAACUGGCAAAAGAGGGGAUAAACGCCGAGGUGAUCGACCUCCUCAGCGUUUCGCCCAUCGACUACGACCAUGUGCUGGACUCAGUGAGACGCACGCAUCGGCUGGUGGUGGUGGACGAAGAUACUCCGGUGUGCAGCAUCUCAUCUGACAUCUGUGCGCGCGUUGCCGAGGAAGCCUUUGAUUAUCUGGACGCUCCUCCCUCCCGCGUGACGCCUCCUCACACACCGGUGCCCUACAGCCGGCCGCUGGAGAACGCAUACCUGCCCAACGCCCAGCGCGUGAUUACCACGGUGCGCAAGCUGAUGUCCUGA